Molecule: messenger RNA, 3894 nt
Organism: Suricata suricatta (meerkat)
Lineage: Eukaryota; Metazoa; Chordata; Mammalia; Carnivora; Herpestidae
Gene: PHF19
Product: PHD finger protein 19
Exons: 15
Coding region: 35-1777 (580 amino acids)
Biological process (GO): chromatin organization; regulation of DNA-templated transcription
Cellular component (GO): nucleus
Molecular function (GO): chromatin binding; DNA binding
Source: RefSeq, a predicted model, not a curated record
UGGAGGGGCAUUGAGCCUGUGUCAGGGGAAGCUAAUGGAGAGUCGCGCUCUGGACCCAGGGGCUCGGGACUCCUAUGGUGCCACCAGCCACCUCCCCAACAAGGGGGCUCUGGCAAAAGCCAAGAACAACUUCAAAGACCUGAUGUCCAAGCUGACGGAGGGCCAGUAUGUGCUGUGCCGCUGGACGGAUGGACUGUAUUACCUCGGGAAGAUCAAGAGGGUCAGCAGUUCUAAGCAGAGCUGCCUGGUGACUUUUGAAGAUAAUUCCAAAUACUGGGUCCUAUGGAAGGACAUACAGCACGCUGGCGUUCCAGGGGAGGAGCCCAAGUGCAACAUCUGCCUGGGGAAGACAUCAGGGCCACUGAAUGAGAUCCUCAUCUGUGGGAAGUGUGGCCUGGGUUACCACCAGCAGUGCCACAUCCCUAUAGCAGGCAGUGCUGACCGGCCCCUGCUCACACCUUGGUUCUGCCGACGCUGCAUCUUCGCGCUGGCUGUGCGGAAGGGCGGCGCGCUGAAGAAGGGCGCCAUCGCCAGAACGCUGCAGGCCGUGAAGAUGGUGCUGUCCUACCAGCCGGAGGAGCUCGAGUGGGACUCGCCCCACCGCACCAACCAGCAGCAGUGCUACUGCUACUGCGGCGGGCCCGGAGAAUGGUACCUACGGAUGCUGCAGUGCUUCCGGUGCCGACAGUGGUUCCACGAGGCCUGCACCCAGUGCCUUAAUGAGCCCAUGAUGUUCGGAGACCGGUUCUACCUGUUCUUCUGCUCCGUGUGUAACCAGGGCCCGGAGUACAUCGAGCGGCUGCCCCUGCGAUGGGUGGAUGUGGUUCACCUGGCCCUCUACAACCUGGGAGUGCAGAGCAAGAAGAAGUACUUUGACUUCGAGGAGAUUCUGGCCUUUGUCAACCACCACUGGGAGCUCCUGCAACUUGGCAAGCUCACCAGCACCCCUGUGACGGACCGAGGACCUCAUCUCCUCAAUGCGCUCAACAGUUACAAAAGCCGGUUCCUCUGUGGCAAGGAGAUCAAGAAGAAGAAGUGCAUCUUCCGUCUGCGUAUCCGAGUCCCGCCCAACCCGCCAGGGAAGCUGCUGCCCGACAAGGGCCUGGUGCCCACCGAGAGCGUGGCCUCCUCUGAGCUGCGUAAGAGAGGAAAGAGCAAGCCUGGUUUGUUGCCUCACGAAUUCCAGCAGCAGAAAAGGCGAGUUUAUAGAAGAAAAAGAUCAAAGUUUUUGCUGGAAGAUGCUAUUCCCAGUAGUGACUUUACCUCAGCCUGGAGCACCAACCACCACCUGGCCAGCAUAUUUGACUUCUCGCUGGAUGAAAUUCAGAGUCUGAAAAGUGCCAGCUCAGGCCAGACCUUCUUCUCUGACGUGGACUCCACGGAUGCCGCCAGCUCCUCCGGCUCGGCUUCCACCAGCCUCUCCUACGACUCCAGACGGACAGUGGGCAGCCGCAAGAGGAAGCUGGCAGCCAAAGCGUACGUGCCGCUGCGGGCAAAGCGGCGGGCGGCUGAACCGGGUGGACGCUGCCCCUCAGACAGCAGUGCAGAGGGGGCUUCGGGCCCCGAGCGGCCGGACGAAGGCAUUGACAGCCACACCUUCGAGAGCAUCAGUGAGGAUGACUCGUCCUUGUCCCACCUCAAGUCAUCCAUCACCAACUAUUUUGGCGCGGCCGGGCGGUUAGCCUGCGGGGAGAAGUACCAGGUGCUGGCCCGGAGAGUCACGCCCGAGGGCAAGGUCCAGUACCUGGUGGAGUGGGAAGGGACCACCCCUUACUGACUAGCCCCAGGGGGUGCCAGGAGCCUGGAAACCCACGGAGAGAGCCUUUUCUCCAGGCUGGGGUGGGGAGGAAGGCAAGUCUGCUGCCAGUGCCUGGCUAGAGGCCCUCCCCGCCGGCCCGCCAGGCCCGUGCCUCUCUGCGCCUGUUCUGCUCUUGGGCCUCCUCAGGCUGGUCACCCCUCUGCCUGUGUUUCUAAGGUCCCACUGGCUAUGACUCAGUAUCUUCACACCACACUCCCUCAGACUGUUUACCUGUAACUGAAUGUGUGUCCCCACCCCGGCUCGAGGACCCUUUUCCCUGAGGCCCAAGUCUUUCUCUUUGUCCCGUUAAUGUCCCUUUACCUCUCUCCUCCCCCGUUUGGGGGGGGGGGUGUGUUUACACACCUACGUGGGCAUGGCUGUCCUGUACUGGAUGUCAUCACAGCUGAGCCCUGGGCAGCCAGUAGUCCCAGGAACCACGCUGCGAGAACAAGAGCCUUCAAGCAUGGCUGAAGGGGAAGAGGAGCCUCUCGGAGCUUUUCCUGCCCCCCCUUUCCUGGCCCUCUGUGAGAGUGGGAGGCUGCCUCUGUGACAGCCUGUGAGGCAGAGACCCUGGGGCUCUCAGGACCUGAGGGGCCAAGAGGCUGGGUUACUAAGGCUGCAGGUGUCCACUUCUGAGGUCCCAGAACUUGUCCUUUCCUCUGGCCACAACCCCUCCUAGUUGCCAAGAAGCUGGUCCUGGCCUUGCUGGAGUGCAGGCAGCCUUGAAAACCCGCAGGACAGGGAGAGGAAGUGGGAGGAAAGGAAACCUCAGACUGUCUCCUGUGCCUCCCACCCCCAGACCCACCUGACACAGCCAAGCAAUACUCUCCUAGAAGCUUCCAUCCCCACGUGCGCUUUCACCCUAGAGGCACACACACCACACACACGCGCACCCCAACUCCCUGUGGCGCCAGCCUAGUUCCUGCCCUCUGUUCCCCUGUGGUCCCCUCCAGGAACUCUGUGCUGCCACUAAAUGUGCAAGUCCAGCUCCUGCCCCCUUUGUCCUGCCUGUGAACCAGCUCUGACACCACAGGGAGCACGGAAGACGCACACCCUUCCUCAUUCCCUGCUGCGCUGAGGUUGACAAUCACUUUUUGGGACAGGUUGGGACUUUUAAAAGGCUUGUGUGUGUGGUUCAGGCCCCUCGAAGGGAAGCCUUUGUUGGUGGGGGUAUAAGUAGAGUUCUUAGAACUGACAUUACAACUAUACCAUCUGGAGGGAAACCAAAAAUGAGAAGGGGAGGGGACCCCUCAUUUUUGCUGCUUCCGGAUGUAUUAGAAACUGACUCACUUGAUUGGAAAGUAGAAAGUGCCUUGACUGGGAGGGGGGGUGGACCAGAUGGGGACCAGCCUUGCCAGCUGCCACCAUGGCCUGCCACCUGGCGGAGUUCUGCAGGCUGCCAGCAGUGAGGCGGAAGGGGGCGGCAGAGGGGGCCGCAGGCCCGGGGAGCUGGGUUUUCCCUCGCUGAGCCCUGCCCUCCCAACCUGUGCGGAUCAGAGAGUCCCUGAGAUUGUUCAGACGGCCCGUGCCUUAAACCUCAACUCCUUUAGUGCCUUUCACACGGGACCUCACCUCCUGCACGCGGCCCACCCCUCCCCUCUGCCACCUCAGCAGGACCCAGGCAGGGCACAGCUGGGGCUGGGCCCAGUUCUCUCCCUUCUCAGCCCCACAGCUGCUGCCACGGAAGCCCCCCACUGGGGCCAGAUGGAAGGGGGGCUGAGGAGCCAGCCCCCAGCCCAGCAGGGCUGUGGGACCUGGGAUCCAGUCUAUGGCUCCCCGCCUGGCGUCAGCUUUCUAGGCUUCUGAGAAAGCACUGGGAUGAGCCAGGCCUGCCACCGUGCACCUGUGCCUUCUCUACUCCCGCUCCAGAGAGGCUCUGGGCCAGAAGAGGGGGGAGGGGGUGCCUUCCUCCAAGGCUUGGGAAGGCCACCCUGACUCCACACCCCAGCAUUUCAUUCAUACCAGAUCAUAGCUGCAUUACUGCCAACUGACCUUAUAAUAACCCUGUGCACCUUUGAAAAGAUUUAUGGUUUUGAAUUGCUGCUUUUAAUAACAUUUGUUAUAUUAAAGUUAUAAUUAAUAUGUCUGAUUUAUAA